This is a messenger RNA of Corticium candelabrum, 396 nucleotides long. Its product is annotated as large ribosomal subunit protein uL15-like. Lineage: Eukaryota; Metazoa; Porifera; Homoscleromorpha; Homosclerophorida; Plakinidae. Gene Ontology annotation, biological process: translation. The record is from RefSeq and is a predicted model, not a curated record. The transcript is spliced from 2 exons. Gene Ontology annotation, cellular component: cytosolic large ribosomal subunit; ribosome. Gene Ontology annotation, molecular function: structural constituent of ribosome. Bases 49 to 324 code for a protein of 91 amino acids.
GUUUGCCUAAAUUUAUUUAGGCAUCCUGGUUAUUUUGGUAAAGUGGGCAUGCGUCAUUUUCAUUUGACGAAACAAAGGUACUAUCGACCGAUUAUCAAUCUGGACAAGCUCUGGACUUUGGUGAGCGAGCAGACACGGAAGACGUACGCUAAGCGUGAAGAUAAGAAGGUGCCAGUCAUAGACGUCGUCAGAGCGGGUUACUACAAGGUAUUAGGAAAAGGUCGUCUUCCGCAGCAGCCGGUCAUCGUGAAGGCCAAGUUUUUCUCACAACUAGCCGAGCAGAAGAUUAAGAAAGUGGGCGGAGCUUGUGUACUUACAGCAUGAGAACUGCAUGGGAGCUUCUUUUUCCGUGUGUACUGUACCUAUUCGUCAAUUUAAAUAUACAAAUCUACUGUA